GCAACUGUCAAUACUGUGUUGAGGCGGUGAACGUUUACCAUGGAUAUCAAGGGAAUUACGUUUUCGCACGGAUUUUACUUUUCAGAGUGACAUAUUAUAACAGGUUCUGUUUUAUCGCCAGAAUGAUCAAGUAGCGUCUCUAGAAACAGGAACUACUGAACUAAACUGAUGUGAAAUGUUUUGGAGUGUACUGAGGCUGUUUUCUUCUACACAACUGUUUGAUGAUUUCAUUUGAAUGGGAGUCUAUACAUUAUGGAAUUUUACUUACAUCUACAUGAGACGUAGCAUAGCUAUUGUCAGGAAUGGUCUCCAAAGAAAACGUCCUCCAACGGAUUAACGUGGAGCUAGAAGAGGGAUGGGAAGCCAAAUUGAGCCCGGAGGGACGAAUUUUCUAUGUCAACCACAAGAACCAAAUAACCUCAUGGCUUCCCCCACGAGACAGCUGGGAUUCGGAUAUUGGCCUUCCGUAUGGCUGGGAAACUGGGAUAGAUAAGAACGACAAACCCUACUAUAUCAACCAUGUUGAGAAGUACACAACACGUGAGGACCCACGCCAUGACCCCGACUAUGUGGAGCCCCCGAAACCCAGGGACGUGGAGCUCAUUCGGGACCCAGACAAGGGCUUUGGAUUUGUCGCCGGCAGUGAGAAACCUGUGGUUGUGCGAUUUGUCACUGAUGGUGGGCCCAGUGUGGACAAGCUGUUGUCAGGAGAUCAGAUCCUCAAAAUCAACGGGGAAGAUGUGCGAAAGGCACCCCGGGAGAAAGUCAUAGAACUCGUCAGAGCAUGCAAACACUCCAUUAUACUGACAGUGUGUCAGCCAUACGCAGACAAUUCCUCCAGAAGGUCGGCUCUGCUUACCGCUGCUAAGAAGGCCAAGUUAAAAAACAACCCGUCACGAGUGCGCUUCGCUGACUCCGUCAUGGUGAACGGUGCACCAGUGCUCACGCGGUCUAUCCAAGAGAGUUAUGUGCCUUUUAUGCCCAACGUCCUCAAAGUUUUCCUUGAGAAUGGCCAAACCAAGUCUUUCAAGUAUGACAACAAAACAACGGUCAAGGAUGUGAUGGACUCCUUAAAGGAGAAGCUCAAUCUCAAGUGCAUCCAGCAUUUCAACGUGGUCCUGCAGAACAUGAAAAACAACACGGCUGGCAAGAUGACCCUGUUGGAGGAACAUGAAACACUGGCAGAGAUUGCUGCAAGACCUGGGGCUCGUCACUUUCGAUGUCUGUUUCGUGUAACAUAUGUUCCACGGGAUGCCUAUGAUUUGCUGAAGGAAGAUGCUAUUUCCUUUGAAUAUUUCUAUCUUCAAUGCUGCAAUGACGUUGUCCAGGAGAGGUUCGCGUCUGAGCUGAAGUUCGACACGGCGCUGAGGCUGGCCGCCCUACAGAUGCAGCAACACGCCAUGAGCAACAACCUGUCUGGCAAGAUCUCCAUCAAGACCAUCGAGAAGAACUGUGGUCUAGAGAAGUUUGUUCCCCACAGUCUGCUGGAGAACAUGAAGGGCAAGGAGCUGCGCAAGAUGCUCGGGCAGUACAUGAAGAUGAACCAGAACCUGACUGCCCCCGGACAGAAGCAGCUCUCUGCCCUGCAGGCCAAGCUGCACUACAUGAAGAUAGUCAGCGAGCUGAAGACGUUCGGUAGUCGAGUCUUCAUGGUCACACUCCUGGAUAAGAAAACUGAAGCCAUGGUUCUGGUUGGUCCUAAAUCGGGAGUUAGUGUGGUGACUAACAUCAAGUCAUAUACAUUAACCCAACUGACAGAUUUUGAACACAUAGAAGCCAUCAAGGUGACCAAGGAAGGAGAGAAUAUGCAUAGAGUUGAUAUGAAGGUCAAGGGUCAACAUGAGGACAUCUCUCUGGGCUUACUAACGGAAGAUGCCCAGAACUUUGUGUGUAUGUGUGAGGGCUAUUACCACAUCUUUGUGGACAGUGACAAACGCAUCGUGGAGAGAACGCUCGGCAAAUACACCUCUGAUCCAGAUGUACCUCCAUAUGCGAGUAAGCACCGUGUGUUGGCCGCCCCGUGGACGUACCCCGACGACCUCGUGUCUGAGAUAAUAGAGCCUGACAGUGGAGAGGAGAACGGGCAGGUCUCCGAGGAUGAGAAACUGAUUGACCUGGCUCAGCCUCCGCCCACGUACAUCGAAAACAAGGACUACCUAGUCGAUGUGAAACACGAUCUGUCAACAACACAACAAACAGCCAAUGAAGCCAGUGAAACAAUCAGCCUCGUUAAACCCGUUGAAAAUGGCCAUUCGGAAGUUGCCUCCUCAAAUCUUCCAUUGCUAAAUGGCAGCAUUUAUGAAGAGGAAGUGACAUCAUUUGGUGUGACAACAUUAGCCCAGAAACAUGAACCUGACAAAGAUUCAAGUGUGUCAGGCAGUUCUGACGCCAUAAGAAAGUCGUUUCGGACGUUACUGGAUGUUUCUAGUCACAGUGGUUCGUUAUAUGUUACCAAACAUCAAGACAAACCGACAGAACCGAGUCGGACGGACGAAGUGCCCUCAGACACUGACAGUGGGUCGGGUACAGACAUUGAACGCAAGCCACUGCUGGCCCCGUCUGCUACCUUGGUGAACGGUGAUUCUCACGCCAGUUAUGACAUUGAGAGCAGCGACACAGACAGCUGGGGUACGCCAAACAGUAGUCCGGCCAAAACAAGACUAGGCAAAGAAAGUUCAGGAUUUCAGAGUUUUGGACUACACAGUCCCGACUUCAGUGGCUCCUCGUCUGAUCUGCAGCACAUAGCAGAGAGCUUUGGUCUGCACAGUCCAGAUGAAAUCCCACCAGACCUGUGCAUGUCCCUCACAAAUCCAACACAGCUCAACACGAAAGGGAUUUACCUCGACCCAGAUAUUAUUGAUUUAACCUUGUAUCCACCGCCAAUGACCCCAGAUGACGGCAAAAUGAUUGACUUCACGGACAUUUCCAAUGUCUCCCCUCCUACCUUCACCUCACCACCCCCCCACAGUUCACCCUUCAAAUCUACCUCACUUAGUGGUAGUCCUGUACAUAGUAAAAUAGUGCCAGUUAAGCCUGCACUUCAUGGUAGUCCAGUAAAUGCAAGACAGCUUCUGAGAUCUUCCAACACCAUGACGCCCAGUCUAAGACAUAGUGGUGGAGAUCCUAGUGUUGUUCAUUCUGGCAUGCCACACUCCAAGUCACAGACUGUUGUCGAUGCAGCACAGUUCCGACCAUCCCAUGAUGCCUUGGCUGAGUCUGCCAGUGUAGAGCAUUGCCCAGACUUCUUUGACAACGACAUUGAUGAACUCAUUGCCAGGUUUGUUGUACCGCCGCCACCACCGUCAAACUCUACAGCACAUGGUAUGGAGGAUGACGGGGAAUCCACUAGAAAACUGUUUCAGAACCUGGAAGAUGAAUUCACAGCUCUCAUAAUACCUCCGCCUCCAGAUAGUGAAUCUCCCACCGAAGACGAUAUUAGAGUUGUUCUCCCUGUCCAUAACGAUACCGUUGUGAAUGACCAUAAGGACAAGGAUGUUUCGCAAAUCAAAACCAAGAAAUUCCGCCAUAAACGAUCUGCAUCCGUUGAUAUUAAUUCGUUACGGUUAGCGAAGGAGCUUGUGAAUGGUGACCACACCGGUUCGCUAGACUCUAAACAGAGAGGUGGUGGGGAACAGGUCAUUCAGAGACAGUUCGAUCCUCCGAAUUCCCUCUGCCGUCUGCAGUCAGAUCCAGGCAGACCAGAACAGUCGGGACUUCCGGCAGAAUCUCCCGCCACGGUGUCCGAGAGGCUGAACAGUCUGCUUCGAUCAUUACCAAACUUCUGCUCCAUGGCCGAGGUGGUGAAAGAACCCUUUGUGAGGACGGGCUCCCUCCGACUGAAAUCAGCAUCAUCAUCGAAAGAUGUUGUCGCGGGAUCUAGUCCUUCUGCUGCUGUGCCUGUUGAUGUCGUCAGUGGCUUCUGUUCAUUGAGGGCUCGGCCGAGCAAGCGAAGUAGUAGUUUUGAGAGAUUCAAUACGGGUGACUUGAAUAGUGAUAUUGUAGCAAGCAAUCAAAAAGACAUACCCCGGGCUCAGUCCUUUGACAGUGUGCAGCAGUCAUCGGAUCAGUCGGAAAUGAAGGAAAUCACACAUGCGGAUAGCUUCGCGUCGCUGAAGGAGAAGCUGAGAGAAUACCGAGACUUGUUGUUAAGUAGGUCAAACAGUGUUAGGAGAUCUAGGCUGGGCAGUCCCAGUUCUAGCAACACGGAGGCUCAGCAAAACGAUGGGUCCUUGCAUCGGCGAAAUUCGUUUUCGGAUCUUUUAGAAAAGUUCAGGACACGUCAUUCUAAUGAUAGGAAAAAGUCAGAAAAUUUUGAAAAAUUAAAAGACAUGUUUUCAGAAAAUGGUGCACAGUCGGGUGAAGGGUCCAAAGGUGAUAAGAAAACAUUCCUGAUGUACAAUUCAUUACAAGUGCCAAGAACAACACUUAGACCUUCGUCACAACAGGAUCCUGUCUCUAGUUUACCUGACACUAAGUCAGAGGAGAUAACUCUGGAUGGUGGUCCUGUGAGCGGGGUUGAUCUGUCAAGUAAGUCCAAAAAGAGUGGUCCACUGAAGGCUCUGUCUUCUGUGUUUGCAACUGAAGAGAAGAGUGCUACAAAGGGAAGCUACUGUCUGAAGGAGAACUACACACCCAAAGCAGAGGAGAAACCUAAGCACAGAAAGAAAAAUCGCAGCAAAGAUGACAUCGCAAUGCUAUCCAAGCGUGACAAAGUGAAGGCAAAUCCAUACGCAACGAUCAAGAUGUGGCGCCCAAUUACCAUGACGACGAGUGUUUCACAGGACGAGGAUGUGUAUAGGAACUUUUCCAACUUUGACAGUCUCAGGGAGAUGUCCCUGGUGCAGGCUAGUCCACCAACAAGAGACAGAAUUCAGCCUGUAGAUGGUUCAAAUCACAUCGGUCUGACAUCGGACUUGGCAAGACACAGUCAUCUGGAAAUGUCUGAUACAGGCUCUGCUUCAGUUCCACCCAAAAGUCCAUCUCCUGCACUCAGUGGGUCUCCAUCGAAAUUGGGAGACUACAGAACUAUUAAUGGAAGUAUUCCUUCAGCUGAUCCAGUGGCUCCUCCUAGGACAAGGAAAGGAUCCGUUGUGGACAGUAGCUACUCGGUUGUGAGUGACACAGUGGUGGACUCUGUCAAGUACGUCUUGUCAAAGAAAUACGGUAUUGACGACUUUGAAUCGGCAUCGAAGGACGUCGAAAGACUUCUCGACGACAUCAAAAUCACCAUGGAGUCGCUGCGGACUUCACGGAUCGACCGUAAGCUGAGGCAGUUUGAGAUCUGCAAGGAGGAGCUGAUGAACCAGACCAAGCUAUUCGUCAACGAUGCCAAGAUGCUCGUGAGCAGUGCUACUCAGACUCGUGAUGAGCUCGCUGCGAACCUGCACCGCGGGAUCCACUCACUCGCCAAGAUCUUCCUGCACUCGCAGGCCGUCAUGCUGAUGAUGGAGUCGCAGCACCUCGGCCAGCACCUUGGCGCCGAGGUGAUCAAGGUCUCCAACGCCUUCAGGAGCACGGUCAGUGCCUCCAACGCAGCUGUGGGCAAACCGCUGCACGACCCACACAUGAAGUACUUGAUGCGCCAGGCCACCAACCUGGCAUCUCUACUCAGCAUGUUGAUAAAGACUCUGAAGACGUUAGAGAGCAAGUGAUCCAUACUUAAUUAAAUAAUAAUCAAAUAAUCUGCAUAAGCUCAUCUACAUAUUAAUUAGGCUAUCUGCAUAAUGAGCUGUUGGACUGUGAUAUAUCUUUAUUUAAGCCGAGCAUUGGUUGUUCUUUAUCUUUCUUCUUAAGGGUAAUUGGUAUAAUUGGGGGUUUUAUGUUUUAGUUGCAUAUAUGUAAUUACUGUUUGAUUUCAUUACAUACUGGAGUGAGAAGCGGCUCAGAGGUAGAAUGCCUCAGAAUCUUAGGAUCAGUCCCCCUCAGUAGAUCCAUGUGGUUAUUUCCCAUUCCAAUCACAGAAUGGGUCCAUGGAGGGUCUUCGAUCUUUUGAUCCAAUCACCUCAGUCGAGUGCUCUACUAACAGAGCUAGAGCCCACCUUAAUAUCUUGUCAUGUUACUGUACAAACAUUCCAAGAGAUGGUUGUCCAGACUACUUACCACUGCAGGUCCAUAGCUAGGAUUGUUUGUUUGGAGGAGGGGGUGGGGCAACUGAGUAGUUAAUAGUCUAAAACUCCUUAAAUGUUUAAGAAGAGAAUUAUCUUUAAGUUUCUAUAAUUGUUUCCAGAUUUUUUUUGGGGUGGGGGGGGUGGGGGUGGGGAGCAACUGCCCCCCUUGCCAUCCCCUGCUAGCUAUGGCCCUGCACUGUUGCUGAUUUUAAAAUGGUGGAACCAAAGAUCAAUUGUUUUUUAAUCCUUCAGAUAAAUAAAUGUACAAACUGUAUUUGUGACUAUUUUUUUAAAUAUUUAAAUACAGUAAAAAUCACACAAGUCAUAUUACGAACAUAGAAGCCAAUCUGUAUUUGAUAUAGCCCCAGAUACAGGCAAAGAUGAACUCGAGCAUUAGUUUUUAACUUUGCAAUAAAAAUCCACAUUUCUACCAACAAAUUUCACUAAUGGACCAAGUAAUAUCUAAAAGUUAUGCUUUGGGGUGGGAGAAGGGUAUAGGGUUGGAAGAGAACUAGAAUGACUGAGAAUUUUAGAGAUAUCUGAAAAUGUAUUUUUAUGCAUUUUGAGAUGACCUUCAACAAAAUAUUUGUCAGUCAAGUGUUGAUUAAUAUUGAAGCACUUUUGAAGCACACUAAAGCAAAAUUUUAAACUUUUGUAAUUAGUGAUUAAUCCUAGACACAGUGCUGUGUAUACACAGUUUUUUGUCUCUACAAUCUUCAGACAUUUUAAUAUUAAUUGCAAUAAAUGGAUUGCUACAGAUUGGACAAAAAAGAAAUUCUGAUAUGAAAUGGCAGUUUUUUCGUCAUCUUGUAUGGGUAAUGCACUGCCAAUGCUCAGCUUGGUGAGAUGAUGAUAUGUGUAUGUAUAUCUUACUAUAUACUAAUAUAUUCCUAAGCAAUGUAACCACGAUUUGUUCAUCUAUUAAUAUUGUUAUUACAUAAUCAUAAACUACACUUUGUUCAUUUAUUAAAUAUUUUUGUAGCCAUUAUCAUGAACUAUAAUUACUUCAUGUGUUCACUAUUUUCAUUAGUACAUUAUUAUGAACUAUGACUUGUUCAGGUGUUUUUCAUUGUUUUUGUUACAAAGUGACCAUGUCUCACUGAAUUUACUAACCUACCUGUACAUGUAUAUCUCUGACUUUCUUGAAGCUGAAACCACAAAAGAGCUCAAAAACAUUGUGUACCAAAUAUGAAUGCCAUGCACUGAGGCUGUCUUUUUCUUAAAUGGUACAUAAUUGCAAUUUGAAAGACAUGGAUCUAAGAAAUCCACAUACAGCUUGUGUUAAGUUGCUUCUCUACCUGGCUCACUGGGUGUGUGUGGGUGGGUCCGGGGGAUGGAGAGUGUAUGACCACUACAUCAACUUCUCUUUCUUUUGCUAACCACAAAUACACUGUCCUGGGCCCUGUUCCAUAAAGCGAUCUUAGCGCUAAGAUUACCUUAAUUGUAUAUGUUAGAUGUGCAGUUACGGUGAUCUUAGGGCUAAGAUCGCUUCGUGGAACGGGGUCCUGGACAGACAGCCCAGAUAGCUGACGUGUGCACAGGACAGUGCGCUUGAACCUUAAUUAGAUAUAAGCAAGAAACAAUAAGUUGAAGUGAAUGAACCUGUCUGAUGUGUAUCUUGUACUUGAUAAUUCCACAGCAUUAUAUACAUGAUUACAUUAGCAUGUGUUAUUUAUGAAAUUAAAUUUAUGAACUAACCAAAACAUUUCUCAGAUACAUUUCUUAAAUAUACUGUAAUGUAAUAAUUUAUUUAUUACUGGUAUCGACAUACAGAUGUGCAUAUAAUAAUAUAGAAAAUGUACAGACAUGGAGGUUGUCUUUUUUACUAACAAAAUCCUAAAGAGUCCAUAGAGAUGUGAUGUGAUGUCAUUGCUACAUUUGAAAUAUUUAUAGCAUGUGAUACUUGUAAUGCAAUCCUGUUUAAACCGAACCUUGAACAAACCGGAAUUCUGUCAAAACUGGCCAAGUUUCAUUGUCCCGAAUUUUGUAAGUUCUAAAACAUGACCCUCUAAAGACCAGAUCUUGCCUAAAUUGGAUAAACAUUAGGUGCCAGGCAAUUUAGAAAGGUUUUACUGUACUAUAACUAUUUUAAAGCACAUAAUAAUAAACUAUAUUCACACCAAGAUUUCUACACGAACCAGUCUUAUAUAACAGAUUCAGUGCCGAAGUUCAUGGUAGGUAUGUAAAUUCCUCACUACAUGAGCAACAAUUACUGUCAGCCAAGUGAUGUCUAAUGCUGAUUUUUUUUGUCAACAGACUCGCAUAGACACAUUAUUUUCCCUCAACAGAAUCACACAGACACAUUAUUUUCCCUCAUCAGAUUCCAAUGAAAACAUUUGAACAUUAUAAUCAUGAAAAGCAAGACGUUUGAUGACAUGUACAUGUUGUAUUCGGAACUCGGUUCCUGAAUGUUUCGGAGAGAACAUGCUCCCGUUCUCAAAUCACACAUUACCUCACAAAGUGAUUUGAUGAGAACACGUUCUUGGCUAUUUGCGAAUGCAGAUUUAAAUAUAGGGGCAUUUCCACCAAAUAUAAAAAACACAUGCAAAAUAGAAUAUAAACAGCUUUGUUUUUGCAUUUCAUGUGCCACACAUACAGACUGAAUACUGUCACUUUUGUAUUGUUUAUUCUGGUUGAAAUAUAUUUUUGAGACUGAAAACAUGUAAGAAAAGGCAUAUGUCUGUGUGAACUAUAUUGGGGUUUUGAUGGAAACCAUGCCUCAGUCUUUACAGUUUAUUUCCAUGUGUUCUGUACAAAAAUUCUGAAAAUGAAAUGUUUUAUGAUUAAUGAUAGGAAAAUACAUAUAAAAUAACUUCCCAUUGUGACACUUUAAAAUCAUCUCUAUAUACUCUUCCACAUUUUACAUACAUCACUAGCAGUUUACAACAUACGGAUAUUAACGAGAUUGGUGCAGUGGAACAGGUUCAGGCAGUUGAAAGCUAUUGCUGGGAACUCUUGUUAAAGCAUUUUGCCUUAUCCAAGUUUCAUCUUCAUUAAAAAUAACAUUGUGUUACUACCUUUCUGGAACAUAAUUAUGCUAUUAAUAUAUCUUCAUAUCAUCAGCCAUAUACUAAUCAGUGAACAUCUCGACCAUGUUAUUAAUCUGUCAUCUUUAAUUCCUGUGCUUGUUCUUUGUAAUCUUGUUUAAUUUGUAUUCCAUGCAGUGUUGAAGUGUUUUGACAUCAAACUUUCAUUCAUUCCAUUUCAUUUCAUUUAUUUUAUAUUUUAUUCAAAUUAAUUCCUUGUUUUACAAAAGUGUGUUGCAAGUGCUAAGUUAAACAGCAAUCAUAAUUCAAAGAAGACUGAAAAGGUUGUGGUGUUGUUAACUUGAAAGCAUAUCAUUGUUAACAAAAAUAUUUUUGUGUGUGCAUUUGUUAAGAUAUUUUCAGAUUUUUUAAAUAUUAUAUCAGUAAAAUUGCUUCAGAAUUAUUUGCUCACUUAUGUAUAAAUAACAGUAUACAGUCAUACUGUGUGUCUGUUUUGCCUGUGUUAAUAAAACAAUGAAGAACGUGGUCACAACUACCAUAAAAAGAUACCAGUAACAAUCAUUGGAAAUUGUUCCUGUGUGCUGUGCAUUCAUUGAUCAUAUUGUUCAAGUUUCAAAGGGAGAAAACUAUUGUUUAUCUCAGUUUAACACAACUUGCAUUUUUUCAAUUGAGCUUUUUCACAAUUAAUGUCCUUUCAAUAAUUAAUGCUAACACAUAAUUUAUUCAGUAAAAUAACUAAUAACUAAAAUAUAUUACAAAGGUAAGUUGCAGUUAAUACUAUGUAUUUAUGUGCAGUUUUCUUUUCUAAACAAGUUGUAAGAUAAAUGAUAUCUUAACGGACAUGAAUGUAGUCUAUUCUGUUUCUUACAUAUUCUCAAAAACCAAAAUAAAUUUAAACAUCUUUUCCAACUACAAUUUAAUUAUGGCCGUAGCACUCGUAGUUAACUUAUGCCAAGUUCAGACUACCAACUGCCAGCACAAAGUUGGCCAACUGUUCUCACAACUUCUACAACUGUCCAGUUGCUAGUCUGAGCUUUCUUACAACUCCAUUGUCAUUGUAUAACCCAUUAGUUGUUAAUCAGAACACACUCAUCGUAAAUUGGGAUUUGUGGAAAUUACAAACCAACUGGUGAAUUAGCCAACUUCAUUGUAACAGUUGACAGUCUUCGCCUAGCAUCAUUCAUCACAGAGCAAUCAGUUUUAGGUUAACAUACAUCACAAUGCAAUCAAUUUUGACCAUACUUUUUUUCAUUGGAUGGUACAUGUGUAUGGCUGUGAUGACUGGGUCAUGACCUAACAGCAGCCAAUCAUAUGUGUUUAAAUUGAUAUCACACAUGUGUUAUUGAUGUGUCUUAUCAUAAUUAACAAAUGAUGUUUUCACCAACGGAUGUGUAAGAAAACACUUAGGCUAAUUGUUAUUGGGUAUUCAAUUUUUUGGUAAUUAUUAUUUUCGUGUGUGUUUGUACAAAUACAGUACAUUUAAUCACAAAAUACUGCAAGGCUAAUUGUUGUUGGGUAUUCAGUUUUUUUUGUAAUUAUUAUUUUUGUGUGUGUUUGUACAAAUACAGUACAUUUAAUCACAAAAUACUGCAACUACAUAUUUACCUUCUGUUUAUUUUAUCGUUUUUUGACAAAGUUAUGCUGUAAUAUCAUAACAACAAAUCUACAUAUCUAUUAUGUAUGUACCCAGUGUUAUAAUCAAACUAUCAUAAUAGUAAAUAUACCACAUAAUAAUACCGCUGAGUGAACUGUGUAUAUACUUUAAACCGGAUUAAUAUUAUGAUAUGUUUCCUUCACAAAGACGCACCUUAGGGCAUGUUCGUAACAUGUAAAUUUUGCAGACAAACAUUGAUAAGAUCUGCAAUGAAAAUAAUGCGUGUGUAUAAGUUUCACAAGGUCGGGCACGGAUAAUGUGACAAUUUAUACACAUGCAAUUUAUUUUCAGAGUUUACAUACAUACAGUAACACACUAAAGCUGUGUAGUUCUUUAUGUUUUAGAAAUCUCACUUGUCUGUAAAAUGUUUGUUAUAUAUGCACAUCUCCGUCCAAGGAUUAACUUUAAAAUCUGAAUUCACUGAAAUGAAUAACCACAAUUUACUACUACUGUUUCUAUAAUGUUUGAGAGCUAUUUCAGGCAUAAAUAUGUUGUGUGAGGUCGGGUUGGGUCAGGUGGCAUUGGAUUUGGCUAGUGGUCAGAUUUAGAAGCAUGUUUCCCAAUAUUUUCUUCUUACCAAAUUAGCCAUUUGAAUGUAGUGGAGUGGGUUGUCAUGAGGGGUAGAUUUCUUAGCCCCAUCCAUGUGAUCAUACCUGAAGCAACAAUUGGUUGGGGGAGGAGGGGUGGGGGGGGAAUCCUCAUUUUUUUCUUGUCUUUUUUUUGGGUACAUUAUUGUGAUAUUUCACUGAUUCAAUUUUUAAAAGAUCAUGCUACAACAAAUGGUGGGUGGUAUAUGGAGUGAUCAAUUUAACCUAUAGUGUGAAUUCCAUGCAACAUCUACAUGUAUUCCCUUUCAGACAUGUUUCAUCACAGCUGUUUGUUGCCUCAAGGUUAACUGUCUUAUAUAAAGAACAGACACAUGCAGAGCUGAUCAAAAAACCAAAUUAUAACAUGACUGGUUAGUUCGGGAAUUUUAUAUUUAAAUUUGUUUUUGCUUUUUUAAGGAUAAGGGAGAGUAAAUAUUAUCAAUAUUAGAACAUGCAUGUAGCAAGCAACAAAAUACAAUAUUAUGACUGCAUUGGCUUUUUAUUUUUGUUUUUAGUAAUCUACGCUGGAAUGAGGUCACAGCUUUUUUUAAUACAUGUAUAAAUAUAUGAGGGUUGUAGCUAUUUUUGGAGGAAGGGAGAAGGAAGGUGGUUUUUUGGGGGGUUUUUUAAUGUUUUUUUUAAGUGAAAUUGGGGUGCAGUUAACAUCUCACAUCUGAUGCACAUCAGCUUAAAUUCAUAAGCAGUAUACAUAGAAGAACUGGCUGUAAUAAGGCUAAUCUUGUUUGCUGUCAUACAUAUGCUAAAUUAGCAUGUUUUUUUAUGACAAAGUACAAGAGAAAAUGAAUGAACUGUCCCCUUUCACUAGCUGUGACAUGAGGAAAAGGAAGUGACAUUGUCGUGAAAAAUGGAAGAUGUGUAAUGUCAGUAAUAAUCUCAUUUAUGCAAUUAACCCUUAGACAGUAGCAAAAUAUUGUCCCGUGUACAGUAAAUAAUGAUAUAACACCCAUAUAUUUAGCUGGUUUAUGACACUAAUGAGUGUGUUAUAUAAAUACGGAGUGAUUGACUGGUGUGAUAUAUAUGUACUGGCAUUUGUAAGAGACUUUCACUCAUUAACUUACAAUUUAACAUCAGGCUGUUUCACAAUGUGAAUGUGUAAGUAUUUGCUCUGUAACUGUAGUAAGAAAUGUAAAUUCAUCUUUAGGAUUCUAAUUAAAUCAGAGGAAAAAAUACUAUUAAACUUAAGCCAAGAUUGUUACACGAGUACCAUAUGUGUGCCAUGCAAAAUUCAUGAAAUAUGGACUGUUGUUUUUUUUACUAUUCCCAACAAGUUGUAUAAAUUUCAUAUAGCACAGACAUGAGUAAGAUAAUGUUUUUAUUUUCAGAACAGACAUCAGGGAAAUUUUAUUUAAAAAAAAAAAAAUUGUGACUGCAAAAGCUUUCAAGCACUUUGAACAUGCAGAACCAAAUUUACAAUGCCUGUUUUUCUUAAGCACAAGUGUUAAGUAUUGUAAAUAUAUGUAGAUACACGUGUUUAAGACAGUAGCAGGCUUUGUAACUUUGGCUCUCAGUGUUUGUCAAUGAGCCUGUUUGUCAACUAUUGUUUUUAAAAGUGAGUGUCAGUUUCACCAGUACACAUCAAUGUUCUGCAGAUGUGUGGUAUACCAUCAAUGUUCCGCACAUGUGUUAUACCAUGUGUUUUAUAGGAUAGUUACCACACUUUUAUCUUGAUCCAUGUAGGUGAUAACUUAUAUAAAUGUAUUGUAUUGUCUUGCAAGUACCAGUAUGGCAUUUUCUUCUUGUCAGGGAUUAACUGAAUUGAACAUUGUUUAUCACUCACAGGUUUUGGUCACAGAAUUGAUGAGCUAAGCUAUGCAUCUGAUUUUGUCCAGGACAAAGAUUUAGUUUAUUACCAUGUAGACCAUCCAUUAAAAUAUUGUUUUGCUGUAAAUUGUUAUUAUCAGUAUUUUUGUCUUUUUUUUAUAUAUAGCUUUGAUAGUUUGAUUUCUCAUGAACUAUAAGUUAUAAAAUCCAGGACACUUGGGUCAUAGUUGCACCUAUAUAUCUAGGAACACAACAUUUAAUUUCCAAUUUAAAAACCCCAAAAAUAAAACAAAAAUGUAAAACUUUUUUUCUUUUUUUUAAACAUUGAAAAAAAGAAAGAAAUUGUAAUUGAAAGAGUAAUUGAUUACAGGACGUUUUAACAAAUUUAAUCAAAUUACAACAUAACAAUGUUUUAAGAGUAUGGUCUGAUUUCUGUUAUUUAUUGGACCUAAUAGUACUAUUGGGUUUCCAUGGGGUGGGCACCACCCAUCUCCACCCUCCCCACAAGUUAUGGUUCAGGAAUUAUUGGAACUCUUUGACAGGUUUAGAUGCAUGGCAGAGUGUAUUAUUUUCACACCAAAGCUGGUAACCUAUUCUUUUUUAAGAUAAUAACAUAUAAUAUAAUAUAUACACACAGAUAUGAUUUAUAUCUUGCUUGUUACUAUGUUGUAGUUAAAUUUCUUACUUUACUGUUAUGAAUUAAUGAAAGAGUAUAUUGAAAGGUUGUUGAAUGUGUUCUAGACCUAUUUACAAAUUUGUUAAAAUACUAUUUAUCAAGUAUCUUCAUCAAGAGAUUGCAGAAUGUGUUUUUAAUGUUGACAGUAUGUUGUACAACUCUCCAACAAAUCAGCAUUCCAAUAAUUAUUAUAAAUAG
This is a messenger RNA of Gigantopelta aegis, 13991 nucleotides long. RefSeq lists its product as uncharacterized. The transcript is spliced from 22 exons. Gene Ontology annotation, cellular component: cytoskeleton. Gene Ontology annotation, molecular function: protein binding. NCBI's taxonomy places the organism in Eukaryota, Metazoa, Mollusca, Gastropoda, Neomphalida, Peltospiridae. The coding region runs from base 303 to 5651 and encodes 1782 amino acids. The record is from RefSeq and is a predicted model, not a curated record.